This is a messenger RNA of Linum trigynum, 231 nucleotides long. Lineage: Eukaryota; Viridiplantae; Streptophyta; Magnoliopsida; Malpighiales; Linaceae. The record is from the annotation of a GenBank genome assembly.
AUGACAUCGUCGCCGAAUGAUAAGGCUGCUGUUGUGCGCCCUCCUUGGUCGAUCGAAAUUCUCAUCCUCGCCGCUCCAACGACGCCUCCUCCAUCGACGUCAUCGUGGACCCCAGCCCCAACCUCUGGUUCUAUCUCCACACCCCAACUACCCUUGGUCCACGAACGACCCUCCACCGCUCAGCGGCAACGUCACGUUGAUGAAGAAGAAGCCUUCGCAGUUGAUGAAUAA